Aspergillus neoniger CBS 115656 is the source of this 1914-nucleotide messenger RNA. RefSeq lists its product as uncharacterized. NCBI's taxonomy places the organism in Eukaryota, Fungi, Ascomycota, Eurotiomycetes, Eurotiales, Aspergillaceae. The transcript has 8 exons. The record is from RefSeq and is a predicted model, not a curated record. The coding region runs from base 67 to 1914 and encodes 615 amino acids.
UGCAUUUUACCCGGCCGGGAGUCCAUAAAAAAAUCGAGCAACAAGACGCCAACUGCCCCUAAAGAAAUGAGCACCGCUAGUUCAAGGUACAACGCAGAUGCUUGGUCUGGGAGACCACUCAAUGUCAUCUACGCUGGAAUUUCGGAACUUAUCUGGGACAAUACUGGCGGAAGAGUUGCAAUUGUCAUCCGGAAUUCAACAGAUCUCGUUGAUUUCUUCGUGUGUUCUUGGCACGCUCCCCGUUCCGAUGUAUCAGACCAUGCAACUGACGCGAUAAUUGCAGAGCUGAAAGAAUACAGAGAAAAGCAUGCGGGGAAAAUAGUCAGCGCUGCUCUUCACCAAUCUCUUGCUUCCUGGUGUCCAUUAUUAUGCUCGCGGCUGUGGCGCGAGCUUGACAUUGUGCCCUUGGUACUUGAAUACAAGGACCGUGAAAGACAACAUACCGAUAAAGGCGAGCUGGCGACCUAUGCUGGGUAUCAGUUGGAUGUAGAUAGAGGCUACUAUAUAUAUCUUGCUUGUCUAGAAGACUACAAGAAGACAGUCAAACCUGCAAUGUGGUCUGUGGCUCAACAUUAUGCCCAAAACCUGAGGGAAAGCGAGGUGAAGAUCGCCUUUUUUAGUAUGACGUGUCAGGGCAAACCCGACGUUCCUACCCGGCAUGCUCUUGCACGGUUCAGCAACAGGCUCAGAGUUCAAGUCAAAUGGUUUGUGCCGAAGCCUCGACCGGGAAUGGUUCCUCUCAUCCGGAAGAUGCAAGACAUCUUGGAGGGACUAGGUAAUCUACUGUCAGUUAUUACUGUUAAUGAUGAGUUAUUGAUCCUGGACUUUGCCUACACUAACGCGAGAAGGCACUGGCUGUGCCAGAACAGGCUCCUUCGGCCUCGCGCGGAGGAGGCCGUCAAUAUAGUAAUUGUUGACAGUGCGCCACUUUUGACAUUGGCUCUACUCUCAAAGCAGCAGGAUCCCGAGUGGCCUGUCAUAUUUAAGAGUAGUCUUUACACUCAAGGAAACCCGCUUCAGGACUACAAUAGCCCGUUAGCUCAUGUUGAUCUGCUAGUAUUGCUACUUCCGAAGGAACUUGCGCCGCGUGUUGUGCCCGAGGCAAAUGUCAGCUACAUACAAUAUUCCGUUGACCAACUUGAUGGUCAGAACAAGCCUUUGACUGGCUGGGACAUUGGCUUCUAUGGAAGGGAGCUCAGCUCCAUCUGUAGAAAUCUGCAGGUAUCUACUAUACACUAUCCAGAAGGUAACAAUCCCACUGUCGGAGCGCUACAUAUAUCGCUAAGACUCUCCCUUCAUAUAGAGCAAUAUAUCCUCCAUCUGUCCCAGUUUAGACCUGGUAACGGUACUCUUUACCUUCUUUACUCGUAUCAGAGGCUUUACGACACAUGUGUCAAGGAGCGUCCGGGACAGCCAGUUCUGAAGUUGUUGAUUUGUCACCGUGGUCCCUCCCGUACCCCAGAAAGCUCCCCUUUCUACAAUGCGGUCAUGUCUCAAAUCAACAGCAGCGAGAGCCUGUCUACGUCCGUUUGCAUCAUUCCAAUCGGGGCUGCGGACCAAAUGUGGAACGCCCGGAUCACACACGCAAGAGCGCUUGGGACACCGAUCAUUACUACCAGAGAUGCAGAGUUGCUCCCUUUCAUGCAUGAAUCAGACCAUAUUAUACUAGUCAACAAAGGGGAUGAGUGUGCCAUAGCUCGGCAUCUUUCUCGUAUCUUUAGUAAUGAGAAAAUUUCCCAGCACAAGGCAGCGCCUGCGUUGAAGAGACUGCUUGAUAAGUAUACUACUGUCGGGAAUGCAGUCAGCUGGUUUUAUCUGGCAUCAAAAAUGUCUCGAGGGGAUUACUUCGAGCCUCGGGGUAAAGCUAUCUAUAAGCUGGCCCGAGAGGAGGCGGGCUAUAACGCAGGCGAUUAA